Molecule: messenger RNA, 3342 nt
Organism: Trematomus bernacchii (emerald rockcod)
Lineage: Eukaryota; Metazoa; Chordata; Actinopteri; Perciformes; Nototheniidae
Product: protein phosphatase 1 regulatory subunit 12B-like
Exons: 8
Coding region: 521-1096 (191 amino acids)
Cellular component (GO): Z disc; cytoplasm; A band
Molecular function (GO): protein kinase binding; phosphatase regulator activity; enzyme inhibitor activity
Source: RefSeq, a predicted model, not a curated record
AGAGAGAGCGGGUGUAUAACUUUGGGGAACAUAGCAAGAGGCAGCAAAGGGAACAAACUUUUCUCUCUUGGCUGCUUCCAUUUGGACUUUUUCACAUUUCACCAAAUACCUCAGUGUGGACAGAGCGGAAACUAGGGAGGAUCAUUUGUUUGCUUUACUAGUUAAAGAGUUAUUUCCAUGUUUGUGUGAGCAACAUAAGUUAAUUUGCUUUGUUGAUCUUUGCAUUUGUAUCUGAUUAUCGCUGCACUUUGAGGAAGGCGUGCGCACACAUUUGAAACACACUUAGCUGCAGCUCUCUCCAGCUCAUAGGAGUGUGAAUCUGGACUGAGACACACACACACUUAUAUACAGACACACACACACACCUGUCGUUGCUGAGGAUUCCCCGGGAGCGCUGUCAUGGGCAUCUGCGUCACUGUUGCUUGAGGGAAACGGUGCGUCUCGGCAGCUGUUGUCUGUGGUGGCCUCGCUGAGUGUUACAGUAGAAGUUGAGCCGCCGCUCCAGAGAAGAGGGGGGGGGAUGUCAACCUACUACCCCCGCACCAAGGACCUGACCCGCACCAGGAAGUCAGUGACAGACUCACCGCCGGCCUCUCCGUCCGCUACUGACAAAAACUACAGACAUGAACGACUGUCACGAUACGACUCCAGUGGGGAGAGUGUAACAGACAAACCAUUGGGCCGAACCAGCUCUUACACUCGGAGAGAGACGAGGCUGGCUGCUCUGAACAGAGCAGAGCAAGACCCCACUACCAAAGACUAUAAGAAGAUGUAUGCAGAGGCAUUGCAUGAGAAUGAUAAACUCAAGUCCAGGUUGCAGGACAGCAAACAGGAACUGGUGAAGAUACGUUCCCAGCUGGACAAAGUCACUCAGAGGCACGACAGAAUAUCAGAGAGAUCUACAGCGGUCGAAUCUGAGAAAAGGGAAAAACAAGCUCUUGAGAAAAGAGUGUCAAACAUGGAGGAUGAGAUAAAGCCACAUAACGUCUACACUCCCCUCUCCUUCUGGUGCCUCUACAGCCCCUUCUCGUCCUCUGCUGUGUUCCUCUCAGAUGUUAACAGAGCUCAAGUCAGACAACCAGAGGCUGAAGGAUGAGAACGGGGCUCUGAUUCGAGUCAUCAGCAAACUGUCCAAAUAAAAAGAUGUCUGAAGCUCCUGUUAUGUGUCUGUGGACGCUCCAACCCCGAUAUGGCAGUUUAAUUAUCCACCAUGUCCCAAGUUGUGACUCCUCUGCUCUGCCGAAAUAAAUUCCUGUUGGGACUUAUGAAGAUCCAAAGAGAAGUGUUAUGGAGUUUCAGUCCGUGUGUGACGAUGGAGUUGCAACAAAUAUAUCUACACGAUUAGUUCACAGUAUUUAAAUAGGGACCAUAUAAAACACAUCCAGGGGUUUGCAUGAAAGUACUGUUUCAAUAUUAUACCCACACAUUACAUUGAAACAUCACGUUACUUGCUGCACUGCAGAAACGUUUUUUAAUAUUGUUUUAAUUAUGACAGAAGAUAGAGGAAACCAAGGCCACUUUGGCAUUGGCAUAGACUGUAUUUUAAAAUCAUUGUAAUUUAAAUCAGAAUAAAUGACCACAUGUUAAAUGAGGCCUAACCAAGCAACAAAUAGGUGCUCCAGUUCCAGAAACAAAAGCUAGAUAUUGAUAUGAAUCCAACAAGGCAUACUAUAAGUACGAACCAUCAUUGACGCCAUCACAGGAUUGUUAGAUGCAGUUCUCCUAAUGGCAAGAACAUGUUUGCUCCGGUCUAAGAAUGCAUUGAAAAUUAAAUGUUCCGGCUUCUGGCAUACACUUUUAUAUAAGACUAGUGAUGUUAUAAAAAAAUUAUAUUUUGAACAUUUUUACUCUAUGAUAAAGAUAUAAUGAGAUGCAUGAUUUGCUUUGUGAUUGCCUUGAUUGUCAACUCUCUCAGGGUUUCCACUUGGCAGUGCCUGCUUACAAUACCUACCAAUGCCACUACAGUGUUAUAAAGUUCUGUCGCCUUAAAACUAUUUAGAACUAGUUAGAUACAUUUUUUUGUUAGAGAAAUCCUUAUUAUUUUGAAUAUGACAUAAUUGUUCACCCUAAAAUGUUCCCUGUAUUUGGUAUUCAAAGGGGUUUGUAUGUUAGCCAUGCAAUGCAGAUUACUUUGUGUAAUGCACUUUCUACAGAGUGGACAGUGUGUGGGCAUCACUAGCAACACUCCUUUAUCCUCCAGCUAGUGUCAGUUUCCAUGAUAACAUAAUUCAGUUUGUGCCAGAUUCUCUUUGUCAGUUUCAGUCGCCAAUUCUUAAAUGUUUGUGAGAAGUGUAAAGGAUUCAGCUUCAAAUCAGCAGAACGGCUACUCAGAUGAGACAGUGUGUGUGUUUGUGGAGAAAAAAAGUGUCCUAUAUGUCGUGUGAUAGAGAUAUAUUUAUUUAUUUAUGCAUUUCAUAGUUCUAAUCUUCAAUCAUUUGUUUACUUUUUUAAGGAAUACAUCUAUAAUUUUGACUUCCUGCCCAUCUUAUUGUUAGUUGAUGAAAAUGCAAAUGUCAAAAUUGCGAUGUAAAUCACUGCUGACAUUUUAAACCUCACAAUAUUGUGUGAUCAAAAACUAAAUAAAUAUCAAGCACAAUCUAACGUUUUGAGGAAUAAACUGUUGCCUGCACUUUAAAUUAUAUUCGGUCCAGAUUGCAAUCAUCCUUUGUUGUGUGUUGAUAUUGAGAUACAUAAAUAACUGCCUGAGUUCAUUGACUUAUUUGGUACAUCUGGCUACAUCUUAAAAUAAAGCUUUGAAAUAAACCAUUACUUCAUGAAGGUAAUCUUCUUUUGUUCUGGUCACUUCUGGAGGCCAUGUUUACUGGUGCUUUCAAAAAAAAUGGUUUGGAUUAAUUCUCAGUAUUUGGGUUCAACAAAAUAUUUGAACUUUUGUUUAAUCUUAACAAGUCUCCAACCAUGAUGCUACUCCCUUUGUCAUGGAGCCUUCACUGUCAUCCAACAGGAAGUCCUCCCUGGUCUAAAACAGUGUGUUAUCAUAUUUAAUGUAUGAAACAGCCAGACUUAUUGCAUUAAAAUUCCUUUCGUGUUGGCACAAGUGAUGGAUGAUGUGCCAUGAAUAAUUUAGGAAUCCGUCUUCACUUCACUUUAAUGGAUGAGUAGCGAAAGUCCCCGGUGUUUGAAUAAUUCCUUUAACAAUGUGAUGCUGUAACACCAGGGCUAUCUUUGUCACACCGGUCAUUUACUCAGAACUACUAAUUGGUCCGCUAUUUCUACACAGAAUGCAUAUUGAACUAUACAGUAUAUAUUGUUAAAAUGUGUGUAAUGUGUCCAUGCUUAAUACACAAUGAUAAUACACUUUGCUUAAUAAACUAAAGGAAAGGA